AUCUGCGCUGGAUGCUGCCCAUUUCUUAUUUCUCAAGUGUGAAGAAAAGAAAGGUGGACGUUGGCUUUUCCCGCUGGAGACCCCCCCCACCCUUGAGUUCCAUCAUGGCCGCCGUUGGUCUCACCCAAGUUUGCUUCGGGUGGCGCCGUUGUAUGGAAGGAGACGGGCGGCGCGCUUCGGGGAGGCCACCUCUGCCCCGCCUGACGGCUCCAGUUACGCCAACGCACCCACGGCGCCUCGGCCCCCAAAGCCCCGAGCGGCCGGCCCCGACGACCCGUCACCUCCGACCUCCGACCCGCCCCGGUGUGGGUGUCGCGCGCCCAGCUGGAUGAGGCGAGCCACCAGGGGCUGCAGUGACACCGUGUGGCCGGGCGAGGAGCUGCAGCAGCAACCAACGGACUUGGAAUAUGAGACAGGUAAGCAGAUCGAAGUGGCUGAAUUUUUGUUUGCGCAAGUGUGCGUUCGUGUGUGGGCGGGUCUUUUCGUACGGCGGCCGCCCGUACGUGUCGGCGGCGUCACGCUCGGUUUGCGCUGACGUGUGCGUGCGACCUGCGCGUCUUGUUGGGGAAUGCGGUUCGAGGCCUCACCCGGACUUGACCCCGACGCAGAAGACGAAUACGUGGGGGGAAGAAAAGCGUCCGUGCGUUACCUCGAGCCCAGAAGAAACCGCCGCCGCCGCCGCCGCCCGUGAUUGACAGCUCACUUUAUUUCCCUCCUCCUGACUUUGUUGAUUCAACGGGCGCUGUUUGUUUUUGACGGAACGGCGGGCAGCUUGUGACCCCUCCCCACCAUCGCUCCAAGGGCUCCCCCUCUGCGGCGGAGGCGCCCGGCUGGCCACGCCAUGAGCGACAGGCGAAGAGGAGGCCGGAGAGUGGAUGAGAUCAAAUGGAAAGAUAAGCCAGGAGGAGAAAUGGGGAAGUGGAUGGAUUGGGGGGGCGGGGGGGCUCAGUGAGGGUGGGGGAGGAAGAGUGAUGUUGUUGAUAGGAAACGGGAGAGGAAGGUGGCGGCCAUUUUCUUCCUGCCGCUAUCAGCGGACGUAUGUUACCGUGACAACACGGAGACAUCCACAAUAGUUUAGCGACUUUGUCAUGUUGACGCAAAGAAAGAGCCGGAAUGGCCGCCAUGACAAAACGGCGCCUCCGUUUUGUGACUUGGCUUUUUUUCACAAAAUUCACAAAAUUGACACACUGUCACGCCAAGUAAAACGUCGCAUUGCGGAUCGAUGGCAUCCAAAGUCCAACUCCAGCUAGGAUGUCGCCUAAUGGACCGAGCCAGAUCUAAUCACGUCCUCUCCAGCUUUCUGUGGACCGACAAUAUUUGGCGCGACAUGAAAUUUCAUCCGCCGAGCAGCGCCGCGCGUGCGCCGUCCGUGCGAUGACUCGCUCAAUAAUUCACUAGCUUGCUUCGGCCACACGCCGGGCGGCCAUGUCAGUUAAACCCAACACGAGGAUGUGCAAGGGUACGAUUCACCAGGAUUUUAUUUGCCGGACUACAAUCUAGAAGUGAUUUUCUCAGCACCCCUAUGUGUCAGACCCCGAGAGAGAGAAAAACCUGGAGCCGUCCGUCCCUGCUCGCUGGACCGGUGCGGAUUCAAAGCCUCGGCCGGCGCUGAGAAUCGAUAAGUGGGUCCGAGACGGAGACCCGCGCGGUGCGGUCCGGUCGGGUCCUGCCCUCAUUAAUGUGCUGAAUGCGAUUAGCAGCUUAUCAGAAGGACGGCAGGAGCCGCCCUCCAUAUCUCCACGGGCUUCCUGCGAUGCCAGCGACAGAGUGGAACAGUAAUGGCCGCUUGACGGACAACAUCGAUACGGAUCCAGUUCGUUAACAUUGAAAACAAAAAGGGAAUAGAUAGAAAUAGAUGUGACUACGAAAAAGUUUCACUCAAUCAGCACACCGCAACAAAGGCCCACCGCGGCCCUCGCUCACCCACGAGCAGACGUUCAAGUCGAACAGCCAUUUAGCGGUGCGACGGGGCCCUCGUGCGGACAAAUUGUAGUACUGCAUCGGGACUUUGAGGCCUCGGUGACAUCAAAUGGGAAACUGAUGCUUUGAGUCAUUGCUAGUCGAAUGGUUUGCGAAACAUUUCCCUCUACAAUGUUUCCUUCUUGCGUCCAAUCCAAACACGGCAACCUCGGACUUUUCCUUGCAAAUAUAUGCCACGAGACUAGAACAUGAGACAUGUUUUACUUUUACACGGUCACUGAUUGUGACUUUUCUUUCCGAGAAGGUCAAUGAUUCCCUCGGUUGUUCCGACUCACUGAGUGUACUCUUGAUGACAUGUCAGCAGCACACUUGCGAAAGGAACAAGCCGUGCGCAUGAAAAAUAAAAUAAUAAUAAUAAUAAUAAUAAAUCAAGAGAAGACGUGUAUUUUCUUUCGUUUGAGCAACACGCCCUGCAGUGUCGCCAAUUUUCUGGCACCUUUGUUGUCUUUUUGCCCUCAGGAGGGAACUUUGACCUGCCGUCUCGGAACGAUCGGGCUCAACAUGAUGCGUGCAAAACGUGAAGGCAAGCGUGGCGAAAAAAACCCGAAGGAGCCUCAGAGCUCCAAAGGGCAGCAACGACCUGUUCCGGGGAGGUUUAACCGUUGAUUGAGAGACGCAGACGAUCACUUGUUACAUUACGUCGCAUUCGUCCAGCAUGGGGAGCUGAUUUUGUUGUUCUUCAAGUUCCGGUCUUAACUUUCGGACGCACGCGCCGUGAAGGACGCUCUUUACACCGUCGUCCUUCAUGUCCCAGGCCACCCCGCCAGCCAUUCUUUCCGUUGCGCCCACGCGAGCCCUGAUGGACGAGGCCAUCGGGGUGCGGGUGGACAAUCUGCCUCCCGGAGCUCCGGUGACCCUGCGCUGUCUGCAUCACUCGGAGGACAAGGAUUACUGGGAGGCGUACGGGCACUACGUCAGCGACGCCGCAGGAGUCGUGUCCGUCGCGGACGAUGCGAGCGUAGGAGGAACUUACCGUGGAAAAGAAGCGAUGGGUUUGCUGUGGAGCAUGCGGCCCGUACCCGGGAGCCGCACGGGCCUCAGGCUGCGGAAGCGUAACGUGCGCACCCCCAUGCUCUUCACCAUCUCCGUGUACGGCGGCCACGUCAGCCGCGACUUCGGCAGCCGACGCCCGCUGGCAGAGGAGCUCACCGAGAGGUGGUACAUGGCCCCGGGGGUCCGCAGGCUGGAGCUCAAGGACCGAGGCGUUCGAGGGACCCUCUUCAUCCCGUCAGGUCCGGGACCCUUCCCGGGGCUGCUGGACAUGUGGGGGGGCGGCGGGGGCCUGCUGGAGUAUCGCUCGGCCUUGCUGGCGUCGCACGGUUACGUUUCCUUGGCGCUCGAGUAUUUUACACCCGGCGAGCUGGCGAGCGGCGAUCUGGAGCUCAAGUACUUUGAGGCGGCCUUUGAGCUGAUCCAACAGCAUCCCGCCGUUGUUGCUGACAAGGUGGGAAUUUUUGGCCUUUCCUUGGGCGGCAUGGUGGCCAUCCACAUGGCGGCCGAGAGCACCGUUGUCAAGCCUGCCUGUUGCAUUUGCAUCAGCGGCAGCCAUCUUUACCGACGCGACCAACCCAGGUGGAAUGUCCAGCAGCCGAGGUUGGAGAGCGAUCGCAAGGUGCACGUGGACGAGGAACAGAACGUGAUCUUGCGAGACAUCAACCUGCCCAUCUCCAGCGACCUGUCGGGAAAAACGGACGUGAGGAGAAUAAACUGUCCUCUCAUGUUGGUCAUCGGCCAGGACGACCAGAAUCAUCCGACUGCGCUGUAUGCCGAGGAUAUGGAGCGGAUGAUGCGUUCGGUGGGCAAGGAGCACCUGCUGACCCGCCUGGAGUAUCCCGACGCGGGACACCUGAUCGAGCCGCCGUACUCGCCUCACUUCCGAGCCACCAACUUCAUGUGGCACUCCAAGAAGGCCAAAGUCACCAUGCUGUGGGGAGGUCAGCCCAAAAGCCACUCGGACGCCCAGGAGGACUCGUGGAAGAAGAUGUUGGCCUUUCUGCGCCAGCAUCUCUACUCGCCGCACCUUCCAAGAGCCAGGAUGUGAAGUCCCGGGUGGCGUCCUUUCCUCUCUCGUAUGGACACGCGCUUGUUGUGCUUGGACACGCCCCCGCCCCAACGAGGUACGCCUGAACGCAGCGUUGGCGCCAUGUGCUAAUUUAGCCGCAAACUUGACAAUGAC
This is a messenger RNA of Hippocampus zosterae (dwarf seahorse), 4156 nucleotides long. RefSeq names its product peroxisomal succinyl-coenzyme A thioesterase-like. The transcript is spliced from 17 exons. Lineage: Eukaryota; Metazoa; Chordata; Actinopteri; Syngnathiformes; Syngnathidae. Gene Ontology annotation, molecular function: fatty acyl-CoA hydrolase activity. The record is from RefSeq and is a predicted model, not a curated record. The coding region runs from base 2726 to 4021 and encodes 431 amino acids. Gene Ontology annotation, biological process: fatty acid metabolic process; acyl-CoA metabolic process.